Molecule: messenger RNA, 3163 nt
Organism: Corticium candelabrum
Lineage: Eukaryota; Metazoa; Porifera; Homoscleromorpha; Homosclerophorida; Plakinidae
Product: calcium-activated potassium channel subunit alpha-1-like
Exons: 26
Coding region: 1-2985 (994 amino acids)
Biological process (GO): potassium ion transmembrane transport
Cellular component (GO): membrane
Molecular function (GO): large conductance calcium-activated potassium channel activity
Source: RefSeq, a predicted model, not a curated record
AUGGGGUGUGAGAGGCAGUGGUACUACUUUUUGGCGUCAAGCCUGGUGCCAUAUUUUAGUUUCUUAAUUUUGCUCGGAUUCUUGAGGCUGUAUCAUGUGAGGCGUCGUCAACAAUUCGCUGGCUUCACGUUCAGUCUGCGGUCUGCAUUUAUUGCACGACGUGUCGUUUCGUUGAAGUGUCCGACAGGCAAGAUAUUGGCUGCAGUUGAAGUUUUCUUCAAUACGGGCUCGUUUAUCGUCUACGUCAGAGAAACAAUACGGACUGCUGAUGAGCCAUUUCUGGUAGAAAGAUGUGGUGGACUAUACAGUGAUGGCUGGUUUAUUGCUGAUGUCAUCUUUAAUCUCUAUUUUUUGGUCUACUUUGUACUUCGGUUUUUGUCUGCUACAGACAAAUUGGUCUUUUGGAUUAAAGUUUCAUCAAUCAUUGAUUUUGCUACUGUGCCACCGAUUAUUCUCUCGCUAGCAUUGAAUCAGUUGUGGAUUGGAUUGAGUUUUUUUCGAAUGUUCAGACUUCUGGAGCUUCCAAAGUUGCUGGAGGCUUGGAAAGUUGUAAAAUCAAAAAAGGUUUUGCAGACAAUUGAGCCAGUGAUGAGCUUGGUGACUCUGUGGAUUGUUGGUGCCAGUUUUGUUCACUUGCUGGAAAACACUGGUGAUCCUUGGGAAUUUGACAAGAACAGCUAUGUUAAUCAACAGUGGUCUUACUUUGAGGCUCUCUACAUGAUAGCUGUAACCAUGUCAACUGUUGGCUAUGGAGAUUAUUUUGCUAUUACAUAUUUGGGAAGAAUUUUUAUGAUCUUUUUUAUAGUUGGAGGUUUGGCUUUGUUUGCCAGCUAUGUUCCCGCCAUAGUUGAUUACAUUGGUCAGAGGAACAAAUAUGCUGGAGCUUACAAGAGAGUAACAGAAAAUCACGUUGUUGUGUGUGGUCAUGUGACUACUGCAAGCAUGGAAACGUUUUUACAAGAUUUCUUCCAUGAGGAUAGAAAUGAAAAUGGCAACACAACUGUGGUGUUUUUGGACAAUGAUCAUCCCGAUGUCAAGAUGAAGUCUAUCUUGCGGUAUUAUAGUCUUGGAGCAGAGUACUACGAAGGAUCAGUUCUAAACUCUGUUGAUCUAGAGAGAGUUCAGUUGUCUUUAGCAAGUGCAUGCAUCAUAUUGGCUGACAAGAACAGUCUUGAUCCGAACCAGGAGGACUCAGAGAACUUAAUGAGAGCUGUUGCUGUGAAGAAUCAUCAUCCCAAGAUAAGGGUAAUCAUGCAGAUGCUACUGCAAAAGAACAAGAAACUAGUGGAUAGUAUUCCCAGUUUCCAACCAAAUAUGAAAGAUGAUGUUAUUUGUGUCAAUGAGAUUACGCUGAGUUUGAUAGCACAGAGUUGCUUGUGUCCUGGCUUUUCUACACUUCUAGCCAACAUGAUUGGCAUCAGAUCUGCACCAGAUGAGCUUCCAUUGAUGCAUUCAGCAGGGCUUGCUGACGAUUGGAAAGACAGCUAUUUUCAAGGUUGUGGGUAUGAUUUUUAUCCAGCUCAGUUAUCUGCAGAAUUUACUGGAAUGACGUUUCAAAGUGUUGCUGAAAUAUGUUACACAAAAUGGAGCCUGCUGUUGUUGGGUGUUGAGAAUCCAUCUGAUUUGAGUGGGCAGUCACGGGUGUACAUCAAUCCUUCGGAUGAGAAUUUUGUGUUAAAGGCCAAAACUAAAGGAUUUUUCUUAGCUCAUGAUGAGGAUGACACAGAAAGUGCAACGUAUUUCACAAAUGAAGAAUCUUUCGUGAAAGGUUUGAUCACUUCAUCUCAGAGGCGACGUUCUUAUUCUCCUAUGAAAUUGAGAAAUACUGAUUCUAAAAAGCAACGACAAUAUAACGUUGAAGAUGGUGUCUGUAUCCAGAAUCCAAUGUUUGCUACAGGAAACAUGCAAGAUAUGGAUGCUGAGACGAGGGACAUAGGAAAGGAGGAAAUGGAUGCUGUUGCUGUAGAUGCCAAUGAAGUUGAUAUGGGCGACUUGCAGCUUGAUUCAACGAAAUCUUACUAUUAUCACGAUUUUGUUGAUUUUGAAGAUGCUCUACUGAAACCAACGGAAACUGUUCGUUCCGGACACAUUGUCGUUUGUAUUUUUGGAAAUGAAAGUUCUUGUUUGAUUGGCUUGAAAAAUUUGCUGAUUCCAUUGCGUGCAGCUAAUCUGCAUGGGUCAGAAAUGAAGCAAAUUGUCUUUCUGGGGAGCGAGGAGUAUCUUAGGAGAGAGUGGCCAAACAUUGGACAUUUUCAUUCCUUGAAGAUUGUUUGUGGUUCUGCACUGGAGAAGGAAGAUCUUUGUCGAGUUUCAGUGAAUUCGUGCUCGAUGUGUGUCUUCUUAACUGCUGCUGGCCGUAAUGAAGGCACCUCUAGUGAUGUGUUCCUUAAUGACAAGGAAAGUGUAUUGGGAACUCUAACCCUAAAAACAAUGACAUUUGAUUGUAGAGAAGAUGGGCAAGGAGUUACGAGAGGAAUUGAUGUUCCAGUCCUUACUGAUCUAGGAAAUGACUCAAAUGUACAGUUUCUGGAUCAGACUGACGAAGAUUCUCCAAAUGCAUCACUUUUUGAGACACAAGCAUUCGCAUUUGGCAAUGCUAUCAGUGCUUCUAUUGUUGAUUCUACAGUUAGCUCUGUCUAUGCCGAUUCUAACAUAAUGACUUUGCUGGGUAUGCUGCUGAACUUGGGUACAGACAAGAACAACUCUGGUCAACAACAGUAUUGCAGAGUUGUACAGAAGUCCUUCUUUGAGGCACCUUUUAGCCAAUUCAAAACUGGAAACUCAUUUGGACAAAUGUUUGUUUCUUUGCUGCGAGCACAUGGACUUAUGUGUCUAGGGCUGUACCGAAGGUAUGUGCCUAAACCAGAGAGUCCAGAGCGGCGUUAUGUUAUCACAUUGCCUGCUUUUGAAUAUCCUCUGAGGAAUGAUGAUCUUGUGUUUGUUCUCUUGCCACCUUCUGCUGAGCCAGAAAUGUCAACAAUCUGAUUUGUGGACAGACAGGUUUAUAAUCAUACGCAGUGCAUUUUUAUUAUACUUCGUGCAGCAAUGCUUUUCAUUUUGCAAUUUUACUUGAACUAGUUAGCUCACUCAACAUACAGAUGUUGAAUGAAAUCAUCUACAAUUUGUAUUUGAUAAGAGUUUGAAUUACAUGAUGAUAUUUGAU